This is a messenger RNA of Angiostrongylus costaricensis, 699 nucleotides long. NCBI's taxonomy places the organism in Eukaryota, Metazoa, Nematoda, Chromadorea, Rhabditida, Metastrongylidae. The record is from the annotation of a GenBank genome assembly.
AUGUAUUUUAUUUUUUUUCAUCAGUAUAUCAUUCGUGAUGCUCGCUGGGAUCCUGUCGAAAAGCUGGCUAAGGCAACAGUUCCAUCACUGUCGUCGAUGAUCAACGAAUUCGUGACGCUCGAAAUUAUGCUCGAAAAGAGGAAUAUUGUCAAUUACUUGAACAGAAAAUAUUCAGGACCGUUCAAGUUAAGAAGAAUUCGUGACUUCGAAUUGAGAGGUGCUUUUACUGCUGCCGGUGGUAUUGCAGAUGGACAAACACCUUCUACUGGAAACCUGGUCAGUACAAAGGUCUCCUUAUUAAAUUACGAGAUCCUGAUGGUUCAAUUUCCUACUCUACAAGUGCUCGUCAACGAAUUACUUUUUUUGGCUAUAGUUAAAUCACAUUCUGAAACGAAGGUUAAGAAGGAAUGUUCAGGUGCCCAUGGAUCAUCGAGCGGAAUACCCUCAUCUGUAUCGAAUUUCCCAACAAAUUCAGCAGAAACAGGAAAGACAUCAGAUUCCACUAUGCUGCCAAGAAAGGAGAUCGAGAGAGAUCACACCCCUCCACCUGGAGAAGACACAAAUUUUUACGCCAAUAAGUACGAGUCGAGUUCUCAGUAUGGCGUAACAGUAUCGAAGUGCCAUAUGUACUGUGUGAAGUGCUUCGAUGCUUUGCCACCGGAAGGCAUUUCACCUUCUGAGAACCCAAACGACCAGUGA